AUGCGCCAUCGUCCACCAGUCGACGAUUCCUCUGAGGAGAGCGAGUAUACGGAGUCCAGUGUAGACGACGGUCGCCGAGGGAAGAGAGGGAGGAAACUUCUAGGUACUAAGUUCGCUAGCUCCUUUAGGACGUACUGGAAGGUAUUGCGCCUGGUAUAUAAAAGAGCGACUAGUAACAAGAUUAAUAGCAAAAUAAACCGGAGCAUGCAUAAGGUGCUGAGAAAACUAGUGAAGAAGUACAAGCUAAAGAAGAUAGGGCGAGAUAAGGCCUGCAUAUAUAUAAAGGAUCAGACUAAAGUGCUGCAAACAAACCUUAUAACAACUGAAAAGAGAUAUCCUUACGGACAGUGUAGGAUACAAGCCCAGAUCUACUUACACUUUAGUAGUUUUACGGCGAAUCGGCCACAAGCUAUUCUUAAACUCCGCUAUCGACAUAUACAGGUUACCCUACUCCGGGAUCCAGAGGGGGGGCCUUAUCGGGUGUUGCUAGAGUUCACCUUUAAAUUUACUAAGAAGUUCCUUAGGAUAAAGAAUAUAUAA
Mytilinidion resinicola is the source of this 540-nucleotide messenger RNA. RefSeq lists its product as uncharacterized. Bases 1 to 540 code for a protein of 179 amino acids. The record is from RefSeq and is a predicted model, not a curated record. Lineage: Eukaryota; Fungi; Ascomycota; Dothideomycetes; Mytilinidiales; Mytilinidiaceae. The transcript has 2 exons.